Messenger RNA from Helianthus annuus (common sunflower), 459 nucleotides. RefSeq names its product alpha/beta-gliadin clone PW1215-like. The coding region runs from base 1 to 459 and encodes 152 amino acids. The transcript has a single exon. The record is from RefSeq and is a predicted model, not a curated record. NCBI's taxonomy places the organism in Eukaryota, Viridiplantae, Streptophyta, Magnoliopsida, Asterales, Asteraceae.
AUGGGUGGGCCUUCAAACCCAGUAUCUGAAGUCGACUCUCCGCCAGUCGCACCACCACCAUCACACAUGGGUUAUGAUAACCCGAUUCCUUCUUACGUCGGUGCAGCGGCGUAUAACCCUUUUGAGCAGCCAGCUUAUUCUGGCUACAACUACUACAACGCCCCUAGUGUUGACCCGUAUCUCGAGGCGGCGAACUACAACGCUCUUCACCCUGAAGGGCCCUUUCAAGCUGCGUAUCCAACUGGAUACCCAGUAUAUGGGUAUCAAUACCCGCCACCUCCUCAACCUCUGUCACAGCAGCAGGCGCAGCCCCCACAGAUCCAACCACCGCAGCAGCAGGAAAUCCUUCAGAGGUUGAACCAGGUGGAACGAGAUGUGCAAGAAGAGCGUAGAAGCCAUCGGGGUCUACUUAAGGGUUUGGCUGACUUAAUCAAGGGGAAGAAGAGAAGGGAUUAUUGA